AUGUGCGCUCGCUACAAGGCGGAGGAGGCACGCAAGGCGCGGACCGCCGCCGAAGCAGAGCGGGCUGAGAAGCUUGCCUCCCUCUCGGCUCGCGUUGAGGAGUCGGCGGAGCGCAAAUCCAAGCUCAUGGCGGCGACGCAGGCCAAGAAUGCGCAUUGGUUCAAGCGCGCUCUGGCCGUCGUGGCGGCCCACAAGGAGCAGCAGCGCGAGGCCGCGCAGGCCUCCGCCAUGAUGCUCGAGACCAA
Molecule: messenger RNA, 245 nt
Organism: Emiliania huxleyi CCMP1516
Lineage: Eukaryota; Haptophyta; Isochrysidales; Noelaerhabdaceae
Exons: 2
Source: RefSeq, a predicted model, not a curated record